Nicotiana tabacum (common tobacco) is the source of this 383-nucleotide messenger RNA. Lineage: Eukaryota; Viridiplantae; Streptophyta; Magnoliopsida; Solanales; Solanaceae. The record is from RefSeq and is a predicted model, not a curated record.
AGGCUGAAUUUAGAUAUAUUGCAGGUGAGUCAAGUAUCCUUGAGAAGUCAUUAAACCCUGGAUUAGAGAGCAUAGGCAUCCGAGUGCCUGACUAUAACUUCAUCAGGGUAAUCGCCCGUGGUUCUAGAAGUGCCCUUGCACUUACUAGCGCUAACCUCAGUGGACAACCCAGUAGCAUAAACAUCAAAGAUUUUGAGAACCUUUGGGAGAAUUGUGCAUAUGUCUAUGAUGGCGGAAUUCUUCCGGCUGGGCGAGCAAGAUCAAAAGUGGUGGAUCUUACCAAGUUGGGAAAGUACAAGAUUCUAAGACCUGGGAGUGCCAAGGAAGAGACUGUUGCUAUCCUUGAAAGACAUUCCUUACUGGAAGAUGGAACUGGAGAUUAG